This is a messenger RNA of Alternaria metachromatica, 1305 nucleotides long. RefSeq lists its product as uncharacterized. The transcript has 2 exons. The coding region runs from base 1 to 1305 and encodes 434 amino acids. NCBI's taxonomy places the organism in Eukaryota, Fungi, Ascomycota, Dothideomycetes, Pleosporales, Pleosporaceae. The record is from RefSeq and is a predicted model, not a curated record.
AUGUACAUGCAGCUACUUCCCUUCCACAUUCGCGCAAUCACUAAUUCUGCCGCCAGGCUUUUACACCGCGAAGGCGGUCCUAUCUUCUUGACCUACGCAGUAAUGAACUACAUGGUGAUAAAACACUAUCUGCCUCGUGAAGUUCGGGACAUGAUUUGGGCCCAGGUCUGGGACGAGCAUACCGUUGAGAAAACCCUCGUUUACAUGCGCAAUACCAUCAACAGCACCUGCCGUCUGUGCCUCAACCCUAAGGACCUGACCUGUCCAUAUCAUCUAUGUCUCCCAUUCUUUGUGCGCCCGGAGCUGGUUGGACCAGAGAUGGCGACAGAACUAGUGGAGUCAUGGUACAACAUUGCAGCGACCAAGCACCACGAGCUACUCUACGCGUGGACCGCCAAGGGUGUACAGGAGAUCAUUUGCAAGGACGCUUUCAACAUUGGACGCGAACCAGCCCAGUUCAUAAGAAAGCUGAAAAUCAGCAUGAGUGUUGACGAUUUCGUUCCACCACCGGUGCCAUUGGAACCGGGAAAAGAGGGUUGGGGCGAUAUCAGGAGUGCAGAACAUCGCCGAGAACUCAUCACCGAGCCUCUUUUGAAGAUCCAAAACAAAUCGGGAUUCCGGUUCAUCAUUGAAGUCCGCCAGAAGCACAUCAGGCUUAACCUCUGGAAAGAGGUUUUUGACGCGUUGAGAGAGCCGGUGAGGGUGAUGAAGGACGAAGGGGCGAUCGUGAAAGCCACCUUUGAUUACAAAGGGAGGGAUGAUUAUGAGAACGAAAUCACAGUAACGUACGAUAUCGUGGAUGCUAUGGCGCAACCCGAGGAGGAAUGGAAAGCGAACGCAGUAGCCUUCUUUGAUGCGCAACCCGAGAUUCCCGACAUACACCGUCUAUACAGGGACGAGAAUCGCCCAGAUUUUGAUCCAAAGAGCGAUGCGUAUCUCACCCAAGAAGAGAUCGCCGACCGCGAAGAAUCCGACCAUGAUUAUAUGAUGCAUUUUGACACAUACAACGCACCUCCGCCCCAUAAUCAUGUGCGUGAGUACAUGGAAACUGGAACUCUGAAGCAUGAGGCAGGGAUUUGUCGGUGCCCCGAUUGUGACUCGAGCCUCGGCGAUCUCCUGCGGGGGCGGAACAGAAUGCGUUACUCGAGUGACGAGGAUGAUGAGAACGGUGGCCACGCCGACUAUGAUGACGAGGAGGACGAUGAGGAAAGUGAUGAUAAUGGAAGCUAUGAUGAUACCAGGAGCGACGAUGAGAUGGAAAAUGCUCAGGGCGGACAACAGUCAGGUGCUUCUCAUCAAACGUAA